ACCAUGAAAAUAAAUGGAGACAUGACUUUAAAUGGAAUAAAGACAAAAUAAGAUAAAGGUUCAGGGGAUUUUCUACCAGAUAUUAAACAAAUCUAGUGAAUGGGAAAUUAAAUUUCUAAUUAAAUAUGGUUUUGUGUGCCCCCUACUGGUGACAGUCUGUAACGACGAACAAGUGGCACGAAAAAGCAUUUUUCUUUUUUAAAGUGCUUGUUCGGUAAACAAAGAUGCAAAACAAAUGAGACUACAACUGUGAUAAAUUUCUGAGUAAUAUUUCAUUUUGUUUCUUCACCUUUUUUUAAGUUUAUUUACUUAUUCAUGACACACUUGUGUCUCUGAACCACAAACUGUUUCAACAAUCAAACCCUGAGCUGUUUUAUUUACUCUUGGCAGCAUUUUAUAAAAAUCUAAAAUUUUUCAAAAAGACUUUGAAUAGAAAAGAGCCCUGUAUUCGUAUGGGUUCUAGCCUAAAUUGCCAGGAUUUAAAAGAGGAUUUGACUUUGUUUCGCAAAAUUUAAAUAUUUCAGAGCGUUUAAGAUCAAACAUUUUCAAACGCUCUCCAAGGUGCUGAAAGCUUCCGCGGAUUCAUGUUUUUCUUUUAUUUUGUUGUGUUCUGCGUUGGUUAUUGUGAUCACUAAAAACAAAAACGUUUUUUUAAAUAACAGAAAACAAACUGUUUUGAGUCUUUUGCUGCGACACAGCCGAUCGUUUCCCCCCUCCCCAUCCUUCCGGAAGGCUGCAGCCGUGUCAGUCCGUGUCAGGGCUUUCUCUGUAAUGCAGCAUUUUGUUGUUGUCCAGCGGACGACACCGACUGCCCGCCCCAGCCUUCGUCUGAAUUUGCAGUCAUUAAUGCCUGAGCAGCAACAUGCCUUCUGCUCUGCGGUGGUUAGCCGUCCUCUUUGUCUCGUGGUGCGUUUGUGGAGAGGCUGCAUCCAAACGGAAUUUUAAAUGUCCUUCAGGUUGCUCCUGCUCCAAGGAGACCAUCGUCUGCAUCGGCACUUCACAGAUUCCCCGGACUGUACCGAAUGACAUCACCUCACUAAGCAUUGUAAAUGGAUCCAUUGCAGAAAUCGCAGAGGGGAUCUUUUCACUGAUGCCUUUUCUUCAGCUGCUGCUUGUAAAUGCCAACUCUUUGACCACGAUCAAAGAUGAUGCCUUCUAUGGUCUGUCACAUCUGGAGUAUUUAUUCAUUGAAGGAAAUAAGAUUCAGACCAUCACCAAAAAUGCCUUGCGAGGACUUCGAGCUUUGACCUAUCUCUCGCUGGCGAAUAACGGGAUGAGGUUUUUGCCAAGAGAUCUCUUUUUUGAUUUGGACUCAUUGAUGGAGCUAGAUCUGCGAGGAAACUCUUUCCAGUGCAGCUGUGAGAACAAGUGGCUGAUGACGUGGCUGAAAAACACUAACGCUACAGUAUCAGAUGUCCUGUGUGCAGGCCCCAAUGACAUGAAGGGCAAACGGCUCAAUGACAUCCCCAUCCCACCCGGUGAAUGUAUUUCUACAGACUUUGUGCGUCAUCAGUCGAUCCCCAUUCAGUCUCUGUCAGGAGACAUCUUCUCUUUUAAAGAAGACAUCUUUGUGGCGAUGGCUGCCCCAAACUCCAACAGCUGUGUGAUCAUGGAGUGGGAUCACAUUGAAAUGAAUUUCAGAAAAUUUGACAACAUUACAGGAAAAUCGGUUGUUGGAUGCAAGUCAGUCCUGAUUGAAAACCACGUCUUAAUAAUUGUCACCCAGCUCUUUGGUGGCUCACACAUCUACAAGUUUGACGAGCAACAAAACAAGUUCAUCAAGUUUCAAACCAUAGAGGUCUUCAACAUUUCAAAACCAAAUGAUAUGGAGGUCAUCCAGAUAGACAGUGACUUAUAUUUCCUGAUUGUAGACAGCUCCAAGGCCGGCAUGUCCACCCUCUACAAGUGGAGAGACCAACCAGAUCGUAAUGAAACUGGAUUUUAUUCCUACCAGUUUCUCCACGAAUGGUUUCGCGAUACAGAUGCAGAGUUUGUGGAGGUAGAUGGGAAAUCUUACCUUAUUUUAGCAAGUCGUUCACAGCCCCCCGUCAUCUACCUGUGGAACAAGAGUACGUUAAAGUUCAUAUACCACGGUGAAAUCCCAGAUGUUGAUGAUGUGGUGGCAGUAAAGGCAUUCAGGGUGGAGGGCGAGUUGUAUCUGGCUCUUGCUUGCUACAUAGGGGACUCGAAAGUCCUCAAGUGGGCCAACAAGCAGUUCACGGAGGUGCUGUCCCUUCCCUCUCGAGGAGCAAUGAUCCUCCAACCCUUCACCUUCGCAGACAGACAAUACUUGGCUCUUGGCAGUGAUUAUUCCUUCACACAAAUCUACCUCUGGGAUACGGAGACAAAAACGUUUCACAAGUUUAAGGAUAUUUAUGUGCAGUCUCCUCGAUCCUUCACUGUAGUGACCUCUGAUCGUAGAAGCUUUGUCUUCUCCUCCAGCCUAAAGGGAAAAUCUAUUGUUUUUGAGCAUAUAUUUGUAGAUCUCAGCUUGUAAAUGACUAAUCUUAGUACAUAGUCAGAAAUCUCACAUGCUGUACAGUGUUAUGCAACAAAUGACAUAACUCCACUCCAGUCCUGACAUUGAACUUUUGAGGAAAUUAUAAAAAUAUCAAGCAAUUGUAGAUGAAUAGUCCAUACAAGAAUGAAAAAAACUUAUUCAAUAAUCUGAAAAAUAUUUAUUAAAAGCAAACGCUGGGAUGAUGUUGCAUGAAAAUAAUGUUAUGGCUAAUCAGGCUUUAAAGGUUUGACUUUUGCCUUAAAAUAAACCAUAUUAAUGUGUCAAUUCUGACUGUCAGACUGUGGCAUAACCUCUAAGCACUGGAGUCAAUCCAACUAUUUGUUGCAAGUUCCAGACAUUAAAAACAAAAUCAAUUUGAAUUUUGUUUGCCAGACUGUCCUGAAACUUUUUUUUUUGUUUUAUCAGUGGGAAAACAAAUCAAAUAUUUAAUUCAAUUACAGUUCAAAUGCUGUACCCAUGAACAACACUUUCAGAAGUGUGGAAUUUGUUGAAUUGUAGUUGAAAAGUAGUCACAGAAAUGUAGAGUUUUCAUUUUCCCUCAUCACUACAGGAAAGGCUUUGUAGCCCAAAGGACUACUAGUGAACUGCAAAAGGGUUUCAGUUGCAGCAAUUUGUCGUUAUGGUUUAGAAUUUAGCAAGGGAAUGCUUUGACUUGUAACUAAAUCAAUAAAAUCAGUCCUGAGGCAUUUUUAGGUUAUGGCCUCGCAAUAACCUUCACUGAAAGGCUGAUUCUUAAAAAAAAAAAAAACACAAAAAAAAAAACCCAGAUGACUUUCCUUUUUAUUGAAACUCAGCUGAAUGUAGCCAAUGUAUCCUAUGAGCUUACGUGUCAGUGUUUUGUUAGUGCAUAAAUGCUACCGACUGCCUGGCUAAAAGCAAAUAUUAAUUUCUAUGCAAAAGUAGGAUUAAACUUAAAAAUGCCUUUUCACAAAUGUGAACCUUUUUCUUGGCAGUUUUGUUUUCCAAAUAUUUUUUAUAUAUUUAUUUACAAUUUGUAAAACAGUCUUUUUUUAAGCUGAUGUAGCAUGAUGUCAAGGUUAGGCGAUGUUCUCUGAAAAACUCAGCUCACUGUGUGCUGUUCACUUAAGUGUAUUUGUGAAUUUGGAUGUUUUCACUACUAAAACCACAGCGAUGUUGAAGAAGUGACUUUUUACACAUUUACUGCUUUGUGUUCAGUAAGAGAAUACUUUAUAAUUGCAUCAAAACUCUUUACUGCACCAUAACAAAUUGAAUUUCAUUCUGUUGUCAAUAAAUGAAAAGUGGCAAUAAGA
Molecule: messenger RNA, 3792 nt
Organism: Oryzias latipes (Japanese medaka)
Lineage: Eukaryota; Metazoa; Chordata; Actinopteri; Beloniformes; Adrianichthyidae
Product: leucine-rich repeat LGI family member 2
Biological process (GO): inhibitory synapse assembly
Molecular function (GO): protein binding
Source: RefSeq, a predicted model, not a curated record